CGAUUGGUUGUAUGUUAUGUUCUCGUGCGCGCGAUGUUCCAAACUUUCAUUCUCUUUACAACUUUCGUUUGUUUGCCCCAAUUCGUUUUUUCCUUAUGUUUUUUUUGUGAUGUCAGUAACAAUAUUGAUAACGACGAGGUCUAUACUCGCCGCAGUCACAAAAACUUAAAGUUUACCUGUAAAAAGACCACAAACCCUAGAUAUUUUACUUGAUACGAUUACAGACACAAGUUGACGUUAGUUCACUAUAAUAUACUGAUAUAAUAAAAUAUUUGUAAAUGUACCAACAUUUGGUGCAUUAAACUUACAUUCAUGGUUUUAGGAAGUGCGGUAAUUUGGUGCAUGCGAAAUAAUUGUGCAUUUUGUAAUCCAAAACAUUAUAUUCGUACUGUGGGGCAAGAUGGGUCACCCAGCACAUAAUAUCUGAUUGUUCCGUUUAGAAAUUGUUUGUUUCUAUGUGUUAUUGGUAUUUAUCUUACUCCACAGAAAAAUAGGUUGGUAACUGUGUGGCAAUUGUUUUGGUUUGAAAUACGUAUAGAUGAAAGAUUGAUUGGUCUAUUCUUAAGGUUUUUAUUGUCGUGUCACUUCUAUUGCGGUCGAUAUUCAGAUUGGCGUAAAGCUGGUCACUUGAAACGCGAAUGAUACACUCAACAGCAUCUGUAUUGCGAGAAGUCUAAUGUAGAAUUAAACCGUAAAUAGCUAGAGCGGUCCACUUGCGUCAAUUGAAAAGCUCUUCAACUCGGAACUGAAUAUUGCGUAUCAAGGGACCAAAGAGCGACACUUUAAUUGCAAGUUUAGACGAUAUAGUUUAACACGCCAACAAGAAUAUUUUACUUGUUUUGUAAAACAACUUCUCUGGUAUAGUAUUUUGCGCUUUUGGGUGUAAUUUACUCGCGAAUGUCACCCGCUGUGUAUAGGACGUUAAAACACGCUUGCAAGCAAAAACACCAGAAAAACCGUUUUGCAAAAUAAUUAAGUGUAAUAUGGCUGUCAGCAAAAGUAAGAAUAUUGUACUUUAGUAAAAUGUAUUGUCUUAUAAUAGGUAAAGGUAGAAUUCGAUAGUUCGAACAGGAUUUCGAAUAUCACAUUGUUUGGGGCAUCCGUUCUUUCCAGCCUGUGCCAAAUGCCGAGUGUUGACAAACGUGAGCGUCAAUAGCAGACGAAGGUUUAGUUUCGUAUUAGGUUUGAUUUCUUAAGCUAUACAAGCAGUAGUAACAAACGUGAUCGAAAAGCACUAUGAAACCGAUUGAAAUUAUAAUGCUGUAGUUUCAAUGGAAACCUGCAAGCAACGAAAGCCGUUAUUAAAACCGAAGCAUCGUCUAAACGAGACAAGCAAAAUGAACCGGAGAAGUUGUAUGCUAGAUGUUCUACCACCGAUAAAUAAACAUCAUACAACUGCGGGAAACUCACGCCAACAUAAUUUAACCAACAAGAAAAAGGGGUUACCACUUUCGAAGGACGCUACGGUUUUGUUCAAUACUGAUCUAUCUGAAUACAUUAAGAGGCCAUCAUAUUUUUGCCACCCGGUCGUUAUACCAACAACAAAGGCCAACAACCAGCGUCAGGAGAGCGGUAGUAUGACGUCACAAUCCCUUCAUUCUGAAACCAGUUCGUCAGCGGCGAUGAACGAAAAUGUAACAGGACCGACGACUUGUACACAAAAACAACCUUCCCAAAAUAAUUCGAAUUGUAAAAGUAAAGCAACCUCAACGGGAAGCUCAUUAAACAAAUGGUUUCGGGUGUCAAAAAACUUCGUCUCGUUUUGUGAGGCGGAAGGUUAUAACCUGAAAUCACCACUAAACAUUCGCGUUACGUCUUCGUUAAGUGGGCCGAAAAAGUUUGGAAGAAUUGCAGCCAAACGAACGUUGUCCGCCAUUCCUGAAGACGAAGCACUUCCGGAGAACUUUCGAAGAAAUGGGAAAGAAACUGACAAGAAUCAUAUAGCUUUUAUAAAACGUAAAAAAGCAAAAGAAAAACGAUCGGUAAUCAAAGACGCCGCCCGCUGUUCAGCAGCAAAAGGCCAAGUAGCUUCUUCCAUUGCUUUAAGUUAUAUAUUGAAACAGCCAGAACGUAAUUCUAAGCAGUCGCUACCUCCGCUGAGAAAAAUACCUCUUUUGACUUCCUUUGACAACGUAUGGGAACCAAGUUCUAGCCUUGUCACCAGAAGAUAGGUUGACACUCAGCAUAUAUUACUACAAUACAGUUUUACAAUAAAUUAUUUUCGUAAAAAUGAUUAAUUGGUUUGCAAAUGUACGAAAAUGCUUGUUCCCGGAUUCCGUAUAUGGUUCUUUAACCAGAAUACGGACUAUGGUUCCAACAAAUAGAGUUGUAAUAAAAUUCUGUACUAUUUCAUCAUUUUACCAUAACAGAGAUCACCGAAUACCCCAAAUCCGUUACAGAACAAG
Molecule: messenger RNA, 2405 nt
Organism: Ciona intestinalis (vase tunicate)
Lineage: Eukaryota; Metazoa; Chordata; Ascidiacea; Phlebobranchia; Cionidae
Source: RefSeq, a predicted model, not a curated record